AUGACCUAUGCCCAGAUCCAGAUCAUCUCCUUGAGCGGAGAGCGAAUUGCGCGAUUCAGAGCCGACCCGACCCUGACUGUGCAAGCAAUCUAUCGGGAUCUGCAGCGUCGGCUGGGACUUCAGAUCUACCGCCAAGCCCUCCUGUACCACAACGAGGUCUUGGACUCUGGCGUUUAUCUGUCCGAGCUUGGAGACGGUGGUGAGAUUGAGCUGACACUGAUUGUGCAGAACGUCUCUUUGGUAGUGACGUCCUCCUCGGACUACACUGCAAAGGUUUGGAAUUGGCUCAACGGGGAAUGUGUGCAAACACUCACAGGCCAUGUCAGUGACGUCCACAAAGUGGGAUUCUCACCAGACGGGACCUGGGUUGUGACAGCUUCCUUCGACUCGACAGCUCGAAUCUGGAAGCUGUCCAGUGGAGAGUGUACGCAGAUCCUGAGGGGCCACACCAGCGACCUCAACUCCAUUGUCUUCUCGCCGGACAGCCGGACUUUGGUUACAGCCUCCGAUGAUCACACGGCCAAGCUUUGGGAUGUCGCGCAUGGCGACUGCAUCAAGGUCUUGCUGGGCCACACGGCAGUCGUCAACUCUGCGUUGUUCUCAUGGGACGGCUCUUUAGUGGUCACGGGCUCCUUCGACGGAGAUGCGAGGAUCUGGAGUGCAGUGGACGGGGAGUGUCUUCGAAUCCUUUCGAGUAAAGGCAUGCCACUUGAGUUCGCCGUGUUCUCCCCGGAUGCAGCCUUCGUCGUUACCGUUGCCCGUGAUGGACUGGUGAGAUCAUGGUGUUCAGCAGAAGGUGAGUGUGCACAAACCCUUGUGGACGAGGGCCACUUGGUGAACUGUGCGGCAUACUCCCCUGACGGCGCCUUUGUGCUGGCGGCGUUCCUGGACUGUGCUGCCCGUCUCUGGAGCUUGCACCGCGGCGAGCGCAUCCACAUACUUCGGGGCCACAAGAACCUGAUCCGGUGUGCAUCCUUCUCCGCGGACGCUGCGCUGGUGGUUACAGGCUCCUUCGACGGAGUUGCGAAGAUAUGGAGCGUCCUGCGAGGUCAGUGCCUUCAGACGCUUGCUGGCCAUGAGGGCCUCAUCACCAGCGUGGCCUUCUCAGAGGACUGCGCGCAGGUGCUGACGUCCUCGCAAGACUGCGCAGCCCGAGUCUGGAAUGUCAGGGACGGUAAGUGCAUACAGGUGCUCAAGGGGCAUCAGGCAUGCGUGCACUCUGCAGUGUUCUCCGCGGGCUAA
Molecule: messenger RNA, 1242 nt
Organism: Symbiodinium natans
Lineage: Eukaryota; Dinophyceae; Suessiales; Symbiodiniaceae
Source: the annotation of a GenBank genome assembly